This is a messenger RNA of Penicillium angulare, 591 nucleotides long. RefSeq names its product DUF3237 domain-containing protein. The record is from RefSeq and is a predicted model, not a curated record. NCBI's taxonomy places the organism in Eukaryota, Fungi, Ascomycota, Eurotiomycetes, Eurotiales, Aspergillaceae. The transcript is spliced from 2 exons. Bases 1 to 591 code for a protein of 196 amino acids.
AUGUCUCAUCUGCCGUCGCCCGGAAACAACCUCUUCGCUGAUAGCCCGCAGAUGCGGCAACCUUACCUGUCCUUUCUUUAUCGACUAGAAUGUGACAUUGCAAAAGAGGAAAUAAACAUCGGCGCUCCUCAUGAUGCAGGAGUCAUACGCAGCAUUGCGAACAUUGUGCGAGGUAGCGUGAAAGGUCCUGGAAUUGAGGGCUCGGUUUUACCUCUUGGGGGCGCCGACUGGGCGACUGUUGUGAAAGGAACGCAUUCUAUGACCUUAGAUGCUCGAUACUGUGUUCGCACUUCUGACAACCAUCAUCUCUACAUUCGUGCCCAUGGUCUCUAUCGCCCAGGCCCUGGAACAGAGUAUGCAAAGCAGGUCGAAGCAGACCCAGAAAUUAUUCCCCCGCCAACAAUCUCACAGGAUGAUGUUGAAUUCUUCUCGCAUCUCCGGGUUGAGGCUGGACCGGGUCCAUACAAUUGGUUAAAUGGCCUGGUGUGCAUUGGUGUUAUGAGUUGCGUCAAUGAUAGAAUAUGGAUAGACGCUUACCACCUGACCAACUUUCCUGGUUCAAAGCCAGAAAAUGUAAUUGCAAAGCCAUAG